AUGUCUGCCAUCACCAUGGGCUACGACACGUCUGUUAUCGGGGGCACGAUGGUUCUAGACUCGUUCCGCCGCGACUUUGGUCUCCUCUCAGCGUCGGGCACGUAUCGCGACACUCUGCAAGGCAACAUCGUGUCCACGUUCCAAGCCGGGUGCUUCUUCGGCUCGCUGCUGACCUUCCCACUCGCCGAGAAAAUUGGUCGAAGAAAUGCCAUCUUUGUCGCCGCGACCGUCUUCAUCGCCGGCGGUGUGCUCAUGACAGCGGCACACGGCCUGCUCGCCAUGCUCAUUGUCGGACGUGCCGUUGCCGGUCUUGGCAUCGGGGCAUCGUCGCUGAUUGCGCCCGUAUAUAUUGCGGAGACGGCGCCUCCAUCAAUCCGUGGCAGGCUGAUUGGCGUCUUCGAGAUUGCGUCUCAGGGAGGUGGCAUGCUGGGAUUCUGGAUCAACUACGCCUGUGACCGAACCAUCUCCUCGUCCAAGGCCGCCCAGUGGAUCGUUCCCCUUGGCAUGCAGCUCGUCCCCGGUGCCCUCCUUUGCCUGGGCAUGCUGAAAUGCCCCGAAUCGCCGCGAUGGCUGGCGAGCCACGACCGUUGGGAAGAGGCAGAGAAAGUGCUCGUCAACCUCCGCGCCCUGCCCGCCGACCACCAAUACAUCCGAGACGAGCUCUCCGAGAUCCGCCAGCAGGUCGAGGAGCGCACGGCGAACCGCAUGACAUUCCGCGAGAUGUUCAAGCGCCCCUUCCAAAAGGGGGUGCGCAACCGCAUAUCCAUCGGCAUGUUGCUCAUGGCAUGCCAGAACCUCACCGGCGUCAACAUUAUCACCUACUAUUCACCUCGCAUCUUCGAGACACUUGGCCUCACGGGGACCACCACCAAGCUCUUCGCUACAGGCUUCUACGGCAUCGCCAAGACGCUUGGCAUGUUUGUAUUCUCAGUGUGGCUCGUGGAAAAGGUCGGCCGCAGAAACGGCCUCAUCUGGGGGGCCUUUAUCGGCUCCGUCCCCAUGUGGUACAUUGGCGGAUACGUCAUGAUGGCCGACCCUGCCGCGGCAGCAGUCCAAGGGGACAUCAACAGGGACGGAUGGGGUUACCUAGCCAUGGUGUGCGUGUAUCUCUAUGGCCUCAUCUACUGCGCAACGUGGCAGGGCAUCACCUGGGUGUACUGUUCUGAAAUCUUUCCCAUCGACGUCAGGAUGCUCUGCACAGCCAUUACGACGGCCGACCAGUGGUUCUGGAGCUUCCUCAUCUCCCGCACCACGCCAUACAUGAUCACCUCGCUGGGUUACGGACACCAAGGGCCUUACCCUCGAAGACAUGGACCGCCUUUUCAUGCAGAGCACCUGGCAGCGGCUCCAGUCAUCAACAGAAAGAAGGAGGCGUAUCUCGAACAGGUUGGGUCGACUGACCAGCACCGGUCCUAUACCUGA
Molecule: messenger RNA, 1422 nt
Organism: Hirsutella rhossiliensis
Lineage: Eukaryota; Fungi; Ascomycota; Sordariomycetes; Hypocreales; Ophiocordycipitaceae
Product: sugar transporter domain-containing protein
Exons: 10
Coding region: 1-1422 (473 amino acids)
Biological process (GO): transmembrane transport; carbohydrate transport
Cellular component (GO): membrane
Molecular function (GO): carbohydrate:proton symporter activity
Source: RefSeq, a predicted model, not a curated record